This is a messenger RNA of Scutellospora calospora, 791 nucleotides long. Lineage: Eukaryota; Fungi; Glomeromycota; Glomeromycetes; Diversisporales; Gigasporaceae. The record is from the annotation of a GenBank genome assembly.
UAAAUAUGCCACCAUUACCUAUAAACCCUACCGCGGUACCAAUUGCCUUCAUAAAUGCUAUAUUAAAAAAUGAAGGCGAUGGUAACGAUCGUGACACAAAUCCUGUCAAAGCCCAGCAAAACAAAUUGUUAACGUCCUUUGCUGAAAAGGAAAUUAUCUUCGCAUGUAUUCAAAGAAUUGAUGACAAAAUUCGUGAUAUUAAGGCUGAAGUAUACAAAAUAAUUCUCGAUCGACAAGAUAUAUUCAAUAAGCUUUAUGAUGAAUCUGUUUUCUUGCGCGAUAAGAUAGAUACUGUUUUCACAGAAGUUGAUAACGUGUCUCGGGAGAUCAACGAUUCUGAGGUUGGAAUGAAGCCCAAACUCAUUACGGCAUUACAAGAAAAUCGUGUAAUAAUGCAGGAAGUCCAUAGUACUAGAUAUGUGGCUGAUACUUUAGAAUAUUUGAUCGAAGUACAAAAUUCAGCUAAACGUUUUCAAGAAUAUUUAGCCCAAGGCCGGAUAGAAGAGGCGGCCGCUUCAAUUACACAUAUGGAUAGAUUGUUAGAAUUUCCGCCUAUACAAACAGAUCAAAAGAUCCAUAUUUUUGAGAAAUUAAAGGAACAACUGACAACCAUGAAAGAAACACUAGAUCAAAGUCUUGAUGAUCUUUUAAGUGACUCAAUUUCUUUUCAAAAAUUUGGUGAUGACGAUACUAAUGGAGUUAGCCUUAUAAUCUUUUCCUCCGUCCAAAUUAUCAAGGCUGAAAAAAAAUGUAAUGAAAUAUCUUAUAAUCCCAUUAUUGAAAAAUCGUGA